Camelina sativa (false flax) is the source of this 639-nucleotide messenger RNA. RefSeq names its product putative protease Do-like 14. Gene Ontology annotation, biological process: proteolysis. Gene Ontology annotation, molecular function: serine-type endopeptidase activity. NCBI's taxonomy places the organism in Eukaryota, Viridiplantae, Streptophyta, Magnoliopsida, Brassicales, Brassicaceae. The record is from RefSeq and is a predicted model, not a curated record.
AUGGUAAAUGACUUAGCUCAGGUUAAGGUCAACUUAGCUAAUGUUGAUAAAUCAUCCUACUCCCUGGCCAAAAUCGGUAUCGCAAACCAAGUUCGUCAGGGAGAUCCCGUGUGCGCACUUGGCUCACCUCUUUGUGACCAUAUGAACACAUUGACCGCUGGAGUGAUCAGUAAUGUAAAUCGCAUGGAUUAUGAGAUUGGUUUGAAAAAGAAGGGGAGACGAUUUUUCCAAACUGAUUGUGCUAUUAACAACGGCAACUCCGGGGGACCAUUGGUAAACUUGAAUGGAGAAGUAAUUGGAGUAGUAGUGAAACUGGUAUUGUCUAAAGAUUAUGGAAAGACAAGGUCGGAAGGGAUUGCCUUUGUCAUUCCCAUUGACACGGUGCUGAACCCAGUAAUUAUGGAAGGUAAUAUCUCUCAAGAUGGAUCAGCUGGUUUUGUAGGAAAGGAAAAAGCUCCAGGAGCUGUACUUGGGGUACCGCUCGAUCCAGGUGCUACACUAGAAGACGUCCGGAAAAGAAUCCGUGCAGUGAGGAAAAAAAUCCUAUUGGAGGAAGCUAAACAGCAGAAGCAGUUGUCCAAGUUGGAGAAAUGGAGGCAAGAGCUCAAGGAUCUGAAGGAGAAAUCAGCCCAGAUCUAG